Molecule: messenger RNA, 2426 nt
Organism: Pelmatolapia mariae (spotted tilapia)
Lineage: Eukaryota; Metazoa; Chordata; Actinopteri; Cichliformes; Cichlidae
Product: estradiol 17-beta-dehydrogenase 8-like
Exons: 9
Coding region: 1-771 (256 amino acids)
Molecular function (GO): oxidoreductase activity, acting on the CH-OH group of donors, NAD or NADP as acceptor
Source: RefSeq, a predicted model, not a curated record
AUGGCGGCUGCCACAAGGCUCAUCUCAAGGUUGACGCUGGUCACCGGUGGAGGCAGUGGGAUCGGGCGGGCGGUGUGCCAGCGUUUCGCCUCUGAGGGCGCCUCCGUGGUGGUCGCCGACAUCAGCGAGGAGUCGGCCAAUGAGACGCUGGGGAGUCUGCAGAGCGACCUCAGAGGGCAGGUCCACACGGCGGCUGUGGUGGACGUGUCGUCUAAAGAGAGCAUCAAGAAGCUGUUAACGAGCUUGCAGACUCGGUACUUCCAGCCUCCCUCGGUGUGCGUGAAUGCAGCCGGCAUCACUCAGGACGACUUCCUGCUCAACAUGGAGGAGGAGCAGUUUGAUAAAGUCAUCCAGAUCAACCUGAAGGGUUCAUUCUUGAUCACUCAGGCGGUUGCUCAGGCUCUGGUGGCCUGUGGAGCGCCCAAAGGAUCCAUCAUUACUGUGGGCAGUAUCGUGGGAAAGGUAGGAAACAUCGGUCAGGCUAACUACGCUGCCUCUAAAGCUGGAGUCGAGGGUUUAACCAGGACCGCCGCCAAAGAGCUCAGCAGGUUUGGGAUUCGCUGUAACUGCGUGCUGCCGGGGUUCAUUACGACUCCGAUGACAGAUAAAGUGCCAGAGAAGGUUAUUAGCAAGAUCGAGUCCUUGGUGCCUCUGGGAAGGAUGGGCGAGCCGGCGGAGGUCGCUGAUGUCUGCGCCUUCCUCGCCUCGGACGACUCUCAGUACAUCACCGGAGCCAGCAUCGAAGUGACAGGCGGACUUUUCAUGGGUUAAAUCAGCCGUCCGGCGAGCACGUGACUGAAGACUGUGAGACUAGUUUCUACGUAAUUAUUAUUUUUGACUCUGAUUUUGAUUUUGUGAAUGUUUUUGUAAUUUUGAUGUGAACCUGUCACAUGUUGUCUUAAUAAACACUAGAAUGUAAUGUUGAAUCUGAAUGAAGCUUUAAAAAAAGUUUUCACAUGUUUGUGUGUUUUUGGGGCACAGCUGGUUUGAAGCAGCUACUUUUGAGUUACAGGCAUGUUUUAGUUUUUAGUGUCUCCAUACCAUCAUCACCACCAGAGCCUCCUCAGGUUUUCUGUCUUCUCUGAGAAGGUUUACAUAAUAACUCUGGCUUUAAAAACAUUGUUGGAGGUCAAAGGUCAGCACACACAGUUUGAACCUGAAGGCUGAGCGUCCUCAGAUGUUGCAGGUGUUUAACUCUGAGCUGUGAGCUGAGCUGCUGGCAGGCCUUUCAGGGCUGUUUGUUUCCUAAUCAGAAGCAUCUUUGCUCCAUCUGUGCUGCAGUUUUUCUGUCUUUUAUUGUUGAAACCACAGCAGGUUUCACUUUGAGUCGUCUUCAGCAGAUGCUGUUUCUCAGCUAAACAUGUGAGUUUGGAAACAGGACGUCUCAAAGACGACGUACCAGCACAUUACGUCCAAUGUUCCCUCUAAGCUGCGCACGUGCGCAAUUGCGCACUGCUGGCACGGUCUCUGCGCACAGAAAAUCUGCGUUGCGCACAAAAAAAAAUCUAACCUGAAUUGAAAUUAAAAUGAAUACUUUAACAAUUCUGUUUUGCAGUGUUAGUCAGUAAGUGACUGGCUGCUCCCGUGUGGGAUUAGAACGAUGCCACCUUAUCCCAUAGUCCAGCCAAUAAUGCGAUUCACAUUCGUAUAUACGCAGCUAAUCAACGUGGUUGACAGGCUAUGACAGCGUCCUUAUGUGCCGACACCGGAGUUUUAGCUAGCAAAGCGGCGUGGCUGAUGUGGAGUGAAGCCUCGUUAAUGAAUAUGUACAACCAUUGGAGAUGUGAGCAGGACAGACGGAACAACUGACGGAAAAAGUGUGGACUUUAUACCAGUUUUUAAAUUGUGUUGAUAGGCCACGUAAAACCAGAGUUAUGAUAAAAAUAUAUGUAAUGUUUGGUUUUCUUCCUGAAUACUAUCGUUGUUUAUAUUUACUGCGGGAAGAAACGGUGAAAACAGCGUUUUAUAAGAAAAAAGGCUCGAAAGCCUGUGAGCAAAAACAAACCCCCACCCCCUCUCUCUUUCCUAUUCGUCCAAAAAAGUACCAUGUCGACCAAUCAAAAAAUGGUAUGGCAACGUGGCAUUUAGUUGUUAAGAAACGGGGGGAAGUUUUAGGAGUGAAGGCGGUGCUUUGAGAUGUGAGAGAUUUGAGACGUUUAGCGCAAAUCUUGUGUAGUUAGUGUGUAGUGUAGUCAAUAGUUUUGUUGUGUGUGUCAGAACAAUGAGGCGACUGCUGAAUGUUACAGGUGUUACAGGAGUGAUACAUCUGCUGUUAUCAGGCCUGCAGGUAUCAGGCUGUUUUUCUCCUUUAUCUCAUAGUGGACAGAAAUCAUUUUUUGGAGUGGCACAAAUAAUUUGUGUGGCAUCAAAUUUGAUGCAGAACAGCUGAUUGUUCUGUAAAUAGUUUGACAUGUUUAUUUAAAAAU